Molecule: messenger RNA, 1511 nt
Organism: Branchiostoma belcheri (Belcher's lancelet)
Lineage: Eukaryota; Metazoa; Chordata; Leptocardii; Amphioxiformes; Branchiostomatidae
Product: serum response factor-binding protein 1-like
Exons: 8
Coding region: 129-1511 (460 amino acids)
Biological process (GO): maturation of SSU-rRNA
Cellular component (GO): 90S preribosome; nucleus
Source: RefSeq, a predicted model, not a curated record
GAUGCUGUCACAAGUUCCAAAUGCGGUCAGCUGUGGCCAUGCGGUUUGUAACAUGUUCGGUUUUGUACUGAAAUUCUUCCGUAUCUAAAUUUUGUGGUCUCCGGCUUUUGAAUACCAUAAAAAUAAAGAUGGUGAACUUCACGGAGCUGAAUAAAGAGAUCGUGCUGCUCCGUGGUGAUGUGAAGCGAGCUCGGCUGCUGCUGAUCCAGACUUUGUGUCGGAACAUCCGCAAACUCAGGGGCAAGAAAGGAAACCCAGCACAACUGGCAAAGAACCAGCACCGUGCUGAAAAACUGCAUGAAGACAUCACAGUCCUGAAGGGUUUGAAGCCUGAUGAUGUGACAAAAGCUGGGCUGUUUGCAGACUUGGAUGAGCACAAAGUGUUGAGUGAUCCAUCAUCCUCCAGUAAAGAGAGAGCCAUGGCCAGACUGAUCAGCCACAAGGCACUGAGGAGUAGACUGGACACAGUCAGAGCCAAAUUCAACAUCAUUCCAGACCAGAAAAUUAUCCCUGAAAUUCAGAUAACUGUCAAGGACAAACAACCAGAGAACAAAGCUACAAAAGCAGCAGAUAAACCUGGACAGGCAGAAACAGAAAAAAGACCAGCAGAGAAAAAAGACAACACACAGACUGAGUCAUCCAUUGAAAAGGUUCAGCAAAGUAGUGAUGGGGGGAGCAGUCCAAGUAGUGUUGGUGAGGCGGACAAAUUUUGUCCAAGUAAGGAUGAGGCAAAAGCAUCAACAGAGCUUCCAAGCACUGCAGAAAUCGUUGUAAGUACCGGAAACAAAACUAGUGACAGUGAUGAGGAAGAAGAAGAAGAGAAAGAAGAAGAAGAAAGUGUAGAGGAAAUGGAAGAGGAUGAUGAUGAUGAUGUUGAAAGUGAAGUGGAAGAAAUCCCCAGUCUGGAGACAGAAUCUUCCAUGGAAAGCAGAACUGAAUCACAACUAAAUCUUGAAAAUCAAAGUAGAGAGAGCAACAACAAACAGACAGUAAACAGAACUGAAGCCACAGCUGUGAAAAGAAAGGGUCCCAGAAAAGCAGCCUGUGAUGUAGAAGAAGAGGAUGAAGAAGAGGAGCAGAAGGAGGAAACAACCGUUACUGAAGGAGAUGACAUGUUCCUUAGGGAAGGGGACCCAGAUCCUGAGGAAGACUUGGAAGGAAGAAGGAGGAGUCUUGAUUCAGGAGGGUCGUCAGAAAGAGCCCCCUUGGGGAGGGCACCUCCAGGGGAGUCUCUGUUCAUCGGCAGUCUUGCUGGGAGAACACGGAACGUGAAGAAGGGGAAAUUUGAGAAAAGGAUGGGAAAACGGCCAACGGAAAGAGGGACCUCACACAAGUUUGCAACCAAAGGGAGAGCUCAGCAUCCACCCAGAGUGCCAGGUGGAGGUAGAGUAGUGAAGCCUUCUGAGUCGUCAGCACAUCUCCACCCCUCCUGGAUCGCCAAACGCAAGCAGAAGGAACAGGCUGGGCAGAUCACUGCCUUCCAGGGGAAGAAGAUCGUCUUUGAUGACUGA